CGCUAAGCUCUUGGGCAGCCACACCCACGUGGGGCGUCAGCCACAAGUUGACAUUCCCCCUCUCCAGCCUCCCAUCCCCAACAUCACAGGAGCGUUGACAUUCCAAACUCUUACUACUCUUGCUAGUACGGUACAUCAUAGUCUUUACUUUACAAACCAAAAGAAAUCUUGAACCAAGCCCUCCAUGGCCGAAACCUUCCCCAUAUUCAACGCCCUCCCCACAGAGCUCCGCUUGCUCAUCUGGGAGCACUCCCUCCAACCCCGAAUCAUACCCCUCCAAUGCCAAAUCCAAUGCUCCCUCAGCAAACCCGGCACCUUCCUCUACCACUCCUUCCUGCACCCUCCCUCCUCCUCCUCCUCCUCCUCCUCCUCCUCCUCCUCCUCCUCCUCCCGCGGCGGGCAAAGCUCUCGCUCCAGCUCCCGCGAACUCCCCCCCUCAAUAGUCGACAUCCGAGUCCACUUCGCGGCAGCGACCCACAUCGAGCAAGCACCCAUCCUGCAAGUCUGCAGAGAGUCAAGACUCUUCGCCAUCCGGCACGGCUACCGGGUCUGGAAACUCCGAGACGAGUUCUGGCAUACGCGCGACGUGAUGUGGCAUGCUGGGCUGGAUGUCGUGUCGCUGGGGACCCCGCACCGGGCUUCGAUACCGAGGUUCUAUGGCGAGUUGUUUAGGAGGCAGUUCCCUGUGGAGGUGAGGCGCGUGAGGGCUGUGGCGGUGCCGGUGGCGAGCUGGAGGGAGAAGCAUCGGGAGGUGGAGGGCGUGGGCGAGUGUUGGGUGGGGUAUGAGGCGUUGAGGAGGUUGGUGGUUGUUAUGGGUGAGGCGGUUAGGAGGAGGGAAAGGGGGAGGGGAGAGGGGAAGAGAGUCGUGGAUCGUGAUACUUGUAAGCUUGUUUGUGGGAUGAGGGUGGCGUUAGAGAGGAUGGCGGAGGGGGAGGGGGAGGGGGAGGGGAAGGAGAUGCGUUGGAAAGUGCCGGGUGUGUUGCUUGUGGGUGGUGAGAGGGAUGUUCUGAGAGCGGAAGAGAUGGAGAUGAGGUUGGAUUGUGAGUCGUGCCAUUUGGAUGGAAGGGAAUGCAGACUGGUUUUCGUUCAUCCUGAUUGUGUAGCAUAGUGACCCUGUACGAGCUCGAAAGAUCAGGUUCCGUUUAAUCUAAUCCUUGGUCAAUCUGCCUUCUUUUCUAUCAAUCUUCUUCUAUGUUGUGUGUACAAUUCCGUGUUUUACUUCUCAACACCAGAAUAUAUCACUUCCCCUAGUCAAACCUCUCAAGCAUGACUCGGCCAAUUCCACAACCUGGUGAUCUCACCCAAUCCCAGACUGGCACAUCAAUCCCAUGGCUACAUCUGCUGUUAGCCAUGUCGGCAUGAACAGCACCAGGACAAGUCUACUUCGUAACUACUCCUUUCCGAGACCUCAUCGCAAAGUAGAAACGCCAACACUGCCACCGCCCCAACAAUUUCCUCCGACUUGCAAUGUUUUCCCGAGCGGUAAUCUUGCUUGAAUCUCGUUUGUACCCCGUUUCGUUCUCCUGAGUUUUUCCCGCCAUCGAUGCCCUCUGCCCUCAUACUCGAAAGACAAACAUUAGCUCUAAUUCCAUCCUUGGAUUGUGGGAUUCUAAAAACUAAGGUGAAAGAGUCAAAUGAAAAGAAUGAUGCUAAGAAUCGAGGAUGAAUUAGGCGAUGAAAACAAACGACUCUAGCUGUCUACUGGUAGUCCCAUUAGUGGCGACGAUUGAUGAUUAGCACUCAAUUGGAUACUCUUAAAGCAACGAACCACU
Cadophora gregata is the source of this 1772-nucleotide messenger RNA. RefSeq lists its product as uncharacterized. The record is from RefSeq and is a predicted model, not a curated record. The transcript has a single exon. Bases 185 to 1108 code for a protein of 307 amino acids. Lineage: Eukaryota; Fungi; Ascomycota; Leotiomycetes; Helotiales; Ploettnerulaceae.